This is a messenger RNA of Paramecium tetraurelia, 1098 nucleotides long. RefSeq lists its product as uncharacterized. The record is from RefSeq and is a predicted model, not a curated record. Lineage: Eukaryota; Ciliophora; Oligohymenophorea; Peniculida; Parameciidae. The transcript has 2 exons.
AUGGCCAGCAUCAAUAUCAAUACUGUUAAUAUCGAACAACAGGGUUUCUGUCUAUGCUGUAAAUAACUAACUGCCAAUGGAACUAUCCUAUAAAUUUAGAAUUUUAAUGAUUCUCUCUACACUCAACUUUAAGAAAACAGUUGGCGCAAAUCAGGCCAAUUAUUCUACCAUUCCAAUCCCAAAAGUUGUUGCCAACAAAUCGUCUGCAAAGUCCCUAUUUGCCAAUACGCUUCCCCUAAAAGGUGUUUAAAAGCAUUGAGUAAGUUGACUUAAGAAUAUUUCGAUGUCGAACCAAUUAAAUAAUCUAUAUUUAGCAAUUUAUUAUAAUACGUCGAUAUGUCCCGUCCUACUCCAUAGACCUUAUAAACUAAGUAGGCCUUCCAACACUAUUUACUAACAUUGGCAAAACGAUUGAAUUAUACAUCUAUAACCAAAUGUGGAUUUAAAAAUAAUUUACAUGAUGAACUCAACAAACACGUUUAAUCAUUAAAUAAUGAGUUGCAUAUGGAAGUCAAAGUUGACAAAAAAAAUUAUUUACAUUUUAAAUGGCCCAGUGGCUUUGUAGCUUUGUUAAGAAAAUCAAAAAGGAGUAGUUUAAAUGUGAUUACCAAACAAGCCACUUAUGAUGAAGAAGCACACCAUUUAUUCAAUGAAAACUAUGUUCAGUUUUCAAAGUAAAGUUACGAAAAAAUGUUUUGUGAUUCCCAAUCUCAAAUGAUCAAAUAUUAUGCUAAUUCUCAACUGGCAGCUGUCAGCUUUGUCGAAUUCAGAUCGAACUCAUUCCAUAGAUUGAGUUUUCAUUACACACAACAAAUCAAAGAAAUUAAUAGAAUUGCUAUAGAUUAUGAAAUUAAAUGGGCACAAGAAUUAAAUUUAACUAAUUAUUAUUAUGUCAAAAAAAGCAGGAUUACAACAAAUCAGGACUAAGCGAUCAAGGACACUAUUGAUGAGAAUUUUCCUAUAUUCAGAGGAUCUAAAAUGAUUUAGAUCAAAUAACUAAGAUCUGUUUAUUAAAAGUAUCUUAUUGAACUACUUACUAAAAUGAACUCAAUUAUGGGUCCAUAAUUAUUUAAAGUUUUUAUAUUUAAAUAUGAAUGA